Hylaeus anthracinus is the source of this 542-nucleotide messenger RNA. RefSeq names its product U6 snRNA-associated Sm-like protein LSm7 (gene LSm7). The record is from RefSeq and is a predicted model, not a curated record. Lineage: Eukaryota; Metazoa; Arthropoda; Insecta; Hymenoptera; Colletidae. Gene Ontology annotation, biological process: mRNA splicing, via spliceosome; nuclear-transcribed mRNA catabolic process. Gene Ontology annotation, cellular component: U2-type prespliceosome; U6 snRNP; catalytic step 2 spliceosome. The transcript is spliced from 4 exons. The coding region runs from base 1 to 342 and encodes 113 amino acids. Gene Ontology annotation, molecular function: RNA binding.
AUGUCCGCGGGGAAACAGCAACAAAACGCCCACGGGGAAUCUAAAGAAAGAAAGAAGAAGGAGAGCAUUCUCGAUUUGUCCAAAUACUUGGAGAAAAAUAUUAGAGUGAAAUUCGCUGGGGGACGAGAAGCUGCAGGAAUUCUGAAAGGAUACGAUCCUCUUCUUAACUUGGUGCUGGAUAAUACUACAGAAUAUCUCAAAGAUCCUGAUGAUCCAUACAAAUUGAACCGAGAUACUCGAAUGCUCGGCUUAGUUGUAUGCAGGGGCACCUCUGUAGUAUUAAUCUGUCCAGUAGAUGGAAUGGAAUCUAUUCAGAAUCCUUUCAUACAACAGGAUGGUUAAUCAAAUUCGUUUUCUUUUCUCCAAUUGUGAUACUUCAGAUUAAAGCAAAAUAUUUUAUUUUGCAAGAUAUCUAGUUCAUCAAGUAUAGUGAACGAAGAACGUUUUUGUAAUGGGAAUGGACAUAAUUUAUUUUACACUAUAAACUAUGUAAACUUAUAUAGUAAAUAAACGCGAUUUUCUUAUAAAUAUAUAAGUAUAAG